Molecule: messenger RNA, 16395 nt
Organism: Rattus norvegicus (Norway rat)
Lineage: Eukaryota; Metazoa; Chordata; Mammalia; Rodentia; Muridae
Gene: Abi2
Product: abl-interactor 2
Cellular component (GO): cytoskeleton; lamellipodium; filopodium
Source: RefSeq, a predicted model, not a curated record
AGGGGAGCGCGCGUGCGCGCGCCCGUCCGUUCGCCCGUCGCCGCGGUGACCGUCCUCGCGGCCUGUCGGCUCGCGCCCCGCCUCCGUUCCCGCCGCCCCCUCCCCUGUCGCGCGCCGUGGGGGGUGCAGCUCGCUCCUCCCGAUUCCCGCCGCGUUCGCCGCUGCUCCUCCUCUCCCGGGCGUCGCGGCCGCUGCCUCUGCGGGCUGUAUGAGGAGGAGUAGGAGGAGGAGGAGGAGGAAGAGGAGGAUGUGAAGAUGGCGGAGCUGCAGAUGCUGCUGGAAGAGGAAAUCCCGGGGGGCCGCCGGGCUCUCUUCGACAGCUACACGAAUCUGGAGCGGGUGGCCGACUACUGCGAGAACAACUACAUCCAGUCACCAGAUAAGCAGCGAGCUCUAGAAGAAACCAAAGCGUACACCACUCAAUCCUUAGCAAGUGUUGCAUAUCUGAUAAACACCUUGGCCAACAAUGUCCUACAGAUGCUGGAUAUUCAGGCAUCGCAGUUACGGAGAAUGGAAUCUUCAAUCAACCAUAUUUCACAAACAGUUGAUAUUCAUAAAGAGAAAGUGGCAAGAAGAGAAAUUGGUAUUUUGACUACCAAUAAAAACACUUCAAGGACCCAUAAGAUUAUUGCACCAGCCAACCUUGAGCGGCCAGUCCGUUAUAUUCGAAAACCUAUUGACUACACAAUUUUAGAUGACAUUGGACAUGGCGUAAAGUGGUUGCUUAGAUUUAAGGUGAGUACCCAGAAUAUGAAGAUGGGUGGACUGCCACGUACAACACCUCCAACUCAGAAGCCCCCAAGUCCCCCUAUGUCAGGGAAGGGGACACUUGGGCGGCACUCCCCCUAUCGAACACUGGAGCCAGUGCGUCCUCCAGUGGUACCAAAUGAUUACGUACCUAGCCCAACCCGUAAUAUGGCUCCCUCGCAGCAGAGCCCUGUGAGGACAGCUUCUGUGAAUCAAAGAAAUCGAACUUACAGCAGCAGUGGGAGCAGUGGAGGAAGCCACCCAAGUAGUCGGAGCAGCAGUCGGGAGAACAGCGGAAGCGGGAGUGUGGGGGUUCCCAUCGCUGUUCCUACUCCGUCUCCUCCUAGCGUCUUUCCAGCCCCUGCUGGCUCUGCUGGCACUCCUCCCCUUCCUGCUACUUCUGCAUCUGUCCCCACCCCUCUUGUUCCUGCUACUGUUCCCUCCUCCACUGCCCCAGACGCUGCUGCUGGGGGUGCACAGACCCUUGCUGAUGGCUUCACUUCUCCAACUCCCCCUGUUAUUUCUUCUAACCCCCCCACAGGUCAUCCUGUUCAGUUCUACAGCAUGAAUAGGCCUGCCUCUCGCCAUACGCCACCCACAAUAGGGGGCUCAUUGCCCUAUAGACGCCCUCCUUCCAUAACUUCACAAACAAGCCUUCAGAAUCAGAUGAAUGGAGGUCCUUUUUAUAACCAGAAUCCAGUAUCUCUUGCUCCUCCUCCUCCCAUCCUACAGGUGACUCCUCAGUUACCUUUAAUGGGAUUUGUGGCCAGAGUCCAAGAAAAUAUUUCAGAUACACCACCUCCACCACCUCCUGUGGAUGAGCCAGUGUUCGAUGAGUCCCCACCUCCACCACCUCCUCCAGAGGACUACGAAGAGGAGGAAGCAGCUGUGGUUGAGUACAGCGAUCCUUACGCCGAAGAGGACCCACCAUGGGCACCAAGGUCUUACUUGGAAAAGGUCGUGGCAAUCUAUGAUUAUACGAAAGACAAGGAGGAUGAGCUGUCCUUUCAGGAAGGAGCCAUUAUCUAUGUCAUCAAGAAGAACGAUGAUGGGGAGUGAGGAAGGGAGAGAGAUCGUUAUUUCUGGACCAGAUGAAAGUGGGUGAAGUUUCAACUUGAGAACGGUGCUCUCUGAUGGGUCUACACAGGACAACAACAAAAAAUAUGCGUCUCACUGUAAAGUUUUUUUUUUAAGACAGAGGAUCUGGCUCCACACUUCUGAUCCUGUCUCUUCCUCCUGAGUGCUAGGAUUUUGGGUGCAAGCUACCAGACCAAACUUUACCCUUUACCUUGUUGUCCCUGGUGCUAAGGAUGGAGCUAAAGUGCUGAACUGCUGAGUUACCCUACUCAUCCUAUCCUAUCCAAAGACACAGAAUUACCUGGUGAAGAUCCAAAUGUCAAUCUAGUAUCGGUCAGGUUUACCUUUAAGGCCAGACAGCAGUCUGUGGGUGCUUUGUAUUUGUUCCGAUAGUCCUGCCCAUAGUAUACAUUUACAUGAUCCAGCUGGAGAAAGCACACUAGAUCCCGAGAUACCUAAGAAAAAACACCCCAAAUAUUAACGUAAUAGGGCCAAUAAAAUAAGCAAGUAUCAUAGCAGGUAUGGGUUUUUAGUUGAGAAUCAAAUCUUUACUAGGUAAAAAGUAAGAUUCGAUUUUUCUUCAGUCUACAAUGUAACCAAAAAGGCAGUCCAUUUUGCUUGUUAUCUAUUCCUAAUGAACACUGAUUUGGUACUUUAUACAGACCCUGUACAUAGUAUGCAUAUGAUAUAGAAUAAAUAGGUCAUAGGGAACAGGAGAAGAGCAGCACUCUUAGGAAAGAACAAGAAUUUACCAAGUAAGUGCAUGUCAGAGGCAACAACUUAUGCUCAUAGGACUAGGAUGAUAAUGCUGUAAAUGCUUAGGACAGCUCUAAACCCAAGACAAGCACAAAGACAGCUUGUACUUCAGUAAAAGAACACUGCACAAGAUUGAAGUCGAUAUAAUCCUAAAACGCCAUUCCCCCUAAAUGAAAUACAGACUCCCAUAAGACCUCUCCCUGCCCCAAAUAUCAAAACUGUUUAGCUGGUUGUGGUCAUGGAUACCUGUAACCCCAGCACUCGGGACUUGGAAGAGGGGGAGUCAAGAGGAUCAAGAAUUCAAGGUCAUCCUAAACUACAGAGUGAUUUUGAGACCUCUCUGAAUAAACUACAUGAAUAAGAUCCUCUUACUACUACUACUACUACUACUACUACUACUACUACUACUACUACUACUACUACUACUACUACAACAACAACAACAACAACAACAACAACAACAACAACCUAAAUGGGGGAAAAUCGAGAAUUGAAAUGAACCCAUCUAAUGAUCAGAGAAAUGAACAGUUUUUUGCUUCCUCUUCUUUACAACAGAUUAAUAAACUAAACCAUCUUGUGUGUCUUACAGGGGUAAAAUAGUAUUCUUGCUACAAGGUAAAAGCAGCUAGCAUACCGUGGGCAGUGCGGAAGGACAGAGAAGGACAUACCUUUGCUUUCCCUUUAGGGACAUAGUAGAUACCAGAUGCUCGCAAGAGAAAAUAACGCUUUUUCCAGGACUUCUUGCCAUCAUCUUUCAACCAAAGGACUCCUUCAAUUUCUGGGACAGUUACAGAACUUCCACAAAAACAUUCCUUAAAGAAAAAAAUCAUUUGGAAAUAUUUAUGAUUCUGAUAUUUUCAGAAAAUAAAUUAUCUAUUCCUGUGAGAUGCAUAACACUAAGCAAAGCAAAAUGGUUUUUUUAUUAAAACCACACUAGCUUUCUGAAAGAACUGUCUUUUCUAAACACAGUAUAAGUUUACUUUAGAAUUACUGUGGAAAUCCUGAAGUGUGAGUCAUGGGGCUGGGGGAACAGCUCAGUGGGUAAGAGCGUGUGCUGUGCUAGCAAUGAGGACCUCACACCUACAUGAAAAGCUGGGUCUGGCUGCGUGUGCACAGGGGUAAGAUAGAUGAAAGAAGAGGACCCAGGCAUUCUCCUCUAGCUGAUAUGGUCUGCAGAUACAGAUGUGGAAUCCUGCAUGCUCACGUUUACAUACAACACAUACCACAGCACACAAAAUGUCUGCCAUGUCUAUUAGAGAGGAUUUGCCUAUGAAGUCAGCUGAGUUGUGUGUACUACUGCUGAAACCCAUUUCUUCUUUUCUGUUUGUGGUAUGUGUGUGCUGUGCACGUGCUCAUGUGUGGAAGCUAAAGCUGUUGUCAGGUGUCUUCCUCAGUUGCCCUCCACCUUAGUUUCUGAGACAUGAUCUGUCACUGUGGCUCAGUGGCUAGGCUGGCUGGUUGGUAAGCUCCAGGCAAGUGCCUGGCUUUUAUGUAGGUGUCAGGGGCUAUGAAAGCAGGCCCUCAUACUUGCUCAGCACAUACUACUGACAGGCCUGUCUCCUGCCCUCUGUAAACGCUGAUAGGCCCAGCACAGUCACAUCUCUCUUUCUCGACCCUUUUUAUUGCACUGGAUUAUUGCUCGGCAAAAAGAUUAGUUAGGAAGAGAUCUGUUAGGAGCUCAACAGGUACACACAAAGCUCAGGGUGGAGAGAGUCAUACCUCUAACAGCACUUCUUUGUUUCUGUCUGCCAUCUCAGCCGUUUCCUUUUUCCCUAGAAGGUAAUUCUAAAAAAAAAGAAUGAAAUGAAAAUUAAAGGAUAAACUCAUUCUGCUAUUCCCUUGGAGUUAAAUGGGUACAUCACUUGCUCCAGACAAGUAAACACUAUCAGUUUAGUUUUGCCAGUCUAGAGAAGAGCGCACUCCUCAAAGCUCGCCCAUAGGUGUAUCAUCGUUAAAACGUUCUAUCUACUUCCUUCUUGCUCAAAACACUUGCUACAAAAUAUCCCAUAGAAUGCCUUUCAUCACACUCUGAGGUGAGCCUGUGCGACAGCAAGUGUUCUGAACUACUCAGCUGUUACAUGAGAAUACCCCACAGCAUUCUAAAUUAAGUAGAAGAAAUGAGGAAUGAUUUGCUGAGCUAGGCUUAGGCAGAGUCCUGUGCUGGACUGAGCAGGGUGUUCCAGGUGCUGAGUCCUAUCCUGGCUUUGCUGUAACAGUCUCAUUUGUUUAGUUUAAUAAAAUCUGAACUGCAGUCAUUAGUAUAACUAUCUUGUAGUCUUCUACAGAAAGAUCUAUUGGCACUCCUAAGCAUACACUCUUCAUUAAAGAACCGCAGUUAAGUCUGAGGACUACAGACUGACGGUCUAACACUACUGCUGUUUUUCUCAUCACUUUUUUAUCACAGAUAUUUUGCUGUUCCUGACCUGCUGGGGAGGAAGUGGAUAAAGAGGAGUGGGGUAGGGGUGAGAAAGGUGGAGGAGUAGCUAACAAAUGAGAAUAAGUCUGUCUGGACACACUCUCAUGUAACACAUGACUUCAUAUGCCGAUUUAAACAGGCACAGGUGUGGUGAAGUACUGACAUUAUGUUGGCAUAAAUAAGGAUGACAAGUAAGCAAAGGGGUUAUGUAAACCAGCAAAGAAAUUAAGAUAAAGCAUUAGCUAUAUAAACCCUGGGCUGCUUGGGUGAGAUGAGACCCUCAGUGUUAAUGAACUGAGGGCUCAACAGGCUCUGGCUUGUGCAGGAGAAACCCAGCAGCCUCCUGAACUAUUCUUAUUUCUACCAAAGUUUACCCCCAUGUGGGGCUGGCAACCCCUCCGAGGCCCAGCUCCUGGUCCCCAAACACAGAGGGGUUUGCAGCUACAAUGGCCAGUCACGUGGCUGUCAGACUUUUAACUCUACUGACUCAGCACUCAAAAGUUAUGCAAUCUUACCUGGGGGUUUUUAAAAAGUGCAUAUUUUUCUAUACGCUCCAUAAAUAUAAGCUUAUUUUGGCUGUCUCUUGUCCAAUUAAGAAGAUUUUCAACCAAGUUUUCAUGGUCUUCAAAGAUUCUUUCUGUCCCAAAAUCAAAUACCAGCCUUUUGUUAGUAUUCUUCCAAAUUACAUGAAAGGCAAGAUAAAACACAUUAGAAUUACAGAAUCUUUGUGAGUGUAGAGGUCAGAGGUUGAUGAUGGAUAUUUUCUUCAAUUGCUUUCUAGAUUACAUUUUAAAACAGUCUCUCACUGAACAUGAAGACCACCAGUUCAGGACACUGACUGGCUAGCAAGCUCCACUACCCCCCUUUGUCUGUCUCCCCACUGCUGGAAUUAUUGAUGCAUGUUGUGACUGGGUGUGUUUCUUUAAACAUGGGUUCAGGGUGGUGGUGGUGGUGAUGGUGGUGUGUGUCAGACUAAAAUACACACACACACACACACACACACACACACACACACACACACACUACUGAACAUAUGCUAAAAGUGUUCUUUGAAAUUUGUUGAUGUGCUUUAUUUUUCCUUAAAGACUUGUGUACAAAGCCUAGGAAAUAACAGUAUUGGGCUGGAGAGACGGCUUAGCAUCAAGAAUUCUUGCUGUUCUUAUAGAGCAUCCAGGUUCAAUUCUUAGCACCAUCAUGAGGAAACUCAAAACCACCUCUAACUCUAGUGCCUGAGGACCUGACACUCUCUUUUGGCUUCUCCAUGCACAUGACAUAUAUACAUAAAUGCAGAUAUAUAAAAUAAAUGAAAAUGUAAAAAUAUUUAAUAAUAGUUUUAGUAAAUUUAUUUAUGCAACUCUUAUUCCAAAGAAAAAGCAUCUGUUAUCGUUAAAACUGUUGCUUUAAUGAUUUAAAAAAAUGCUGUGAAUUGAAUUUCAUCUUUUAUUCAAAGAACUCUCCAGAUACACUAGGAAAAAUGUCAAAAAGCAAGAUUUAAAAAUGAUAAAGUGCCUGAUAAUUUUAUAUGAAAAAACAUAAUGUCUCAAAAUGUUUCUGUCAAUAUGAAGGUUUGAGGUCACAUAGAUGCUAAUAAACAAUUAAAUCAGAGGCAUUACUAACCCAUUUGUAACUCAGAAAUUGUCUCCACCAGCGACCAGUCUAAACUGUAGCCACAGUGAGAUUUGUCCAUCAGGUUAUCCAGCACUUGUCUCACUGUCUGUCUCUCAUCCACCAUCAUUGUUUUAGAACUGUCAUCAGACAUGUGGACCCUGAUCACCAGCUGCAACAGGUAAAAAUGCAAUUAAAUGGUAACUUAAAUGGAAUUCUAGAAAAGUAUUUUUCAAAUAUUAAAUAGCAUUCUGAUUCAUAUCUUUAAAUAUAAAUUAAGAAAUGACUACUCUGACACUAUUAUUACAGGUAAAAAUCGGAAUAUCAAGAAACCUACCUAAAUAUGUUUUAAGCCCUUUAAAAUAUUGUGCUAAGAUGAUUCCGUCUUACUGACUUUUGUUUUGGAAGUAGCAAGAAACCUUAUCAUAUCAGAGGGAUAAUACAGAUGAGAUAUGCUGUAAGCAGUGGGCCUCUGGAGUCAAGCACUCCAGGACCUGCCUAGAAACAAAGGCUCACUUUCUUAAAGCAUCUCACACACAAAACCCACAUGUGAAAAGAUAUCAGGGAGAAUAUAGUUUUACCUUUUCAUAAAUUAGAGAAACAUUGUAUAUAAACAAGAAAAUUCUUCAUAAAGCAAAACAGGACAAAAAAAAGAAAAACCUUAAGAUAAAUAUUUCAAACCCAGCAAAGAGCCACAAGUCACCUUUUUCACUUGAGCCUCUUUAAUUUUCUCCAGAGCAACUCGGAUCUUCUCAGCUUUCAGUUUUGCUGCCUGUUCUUCCUGCAAACACAAAGCAUUUCAGAUAAACUGCUGCUCACAGGGUGAGGAGACCAGCAAAGGCUUCAUCCUCAUGGCGCUGGUAGGGAACUAUAUUAAGAACACAAUGCAGCACAUGUAUAGAAAGCACAAUUCUAAAGUGGCUCUGUUCACAGAAUGAAACAGACAUGUCACAAGAAGAGAGCACAGGCUCAGCAACAGGAUUAGCUUCCAUAUUCCAGAGAAAAAGAAAGACACCUGUCACGUAAUACACCAACUUCGAUUCUGACAACACAAGGCAAACAGCUUUCAAGCUCUGGGUUUAGGGAAAUGCUGCGGACGAGCUCCUCCUGCUGGCCUAUUUGCCACGCUCACACAACUUUCAAUUCAGACUCCCUCCAGAGGUUAUGCAAGAUUUCUGCACAGUGUUUUGUUUUGUUACAUUGGAAAUUUAAGAUCUUUGGAAAAAUAUAUAUAGCAAAACCAAUCUACUUUGUUAUAAAAAUAUAAAGGCCUCAACAAAAAGUAUAUGUACAAAUAUUAAUUCUUACCAAUAUGCUAAUACAAACAAGAGGCUGCCUUAUAUUUUAAGUUUUACUGAUUUAGAAAAUCAUGCAGCACAAUCAGUAAAUUAAAAUUUAUUAAUCUGUCAAUAAGUCUAUUCGUAAAUGCUAAGUAUAACUUUACAAAUAACACGAUUGUAAGUAAUUCUAAGAUUAUAAACUCUCGUAAAAAUUAUAAAGAACUAAAAAUAAAGCAUUGUCCAUUUUUUCUAAUAGAAUACAGUAUUCAACACUAGUACUUACUAAUAAGUUCCAGCAAUAGGCCAUAAUAAACACUGUAGCUGUAAUUUCCAAUUUAAAAAGAAAACUCAUGUAAGUAAACUUCUGUUUAUAAAGAUUUAUUUUCUAUUUCUGAGUACAAAACAUUAAAAUAUCUAUAUAAUUGCCAUCUUCUAAAAUCCUUUAAUCCUUUCCUUUAAAAAACAAAGGAAAGCCUAAUUAUAUCAGCAAUAGUUUAUCCUCUCUGGAUUGUGCCUGAAAUGUCGCAAUCCAUGUGUCAGUUUUCAUAAAGAACUAACCCUUCCAGGGUAGGGAAAAAGCUAGAUUUAUUUACUGAUUUUCCCUAGUCACCAAAGUCCUGCAAGCUUCCUUCUAUUUCCACUUCCUACUGCGAUGUCUCUCUUUGCAAGCUUAAGUUACUGACCAUGGACCCGAGAGGCAGGGCAGGGGAAGGCUCAUGGGCCAGAAAUUGGAUCCCUUUCAAUGCGUGGAGCUACUGAAUCAACAGACUGACCAAGACCUGGAAACACUAUCUGUGAACCCAACAGUCAAAGAACAAAGAUCUUUAUUUUAAUAAUAAAGAGAAUUAAUACUUAGUUCUUAGAUUAUUAUAGACAUAUUCCUCUGACUAAAAGAUUAUAUAACCCAGUCCUUUCCUUUAAACAAAUAAAUCGCAUCAUAAAGCAAUAGAUGAAUUUUAAUGUAAAUUUUUUAACCAAUCUAUUCUCUUAUACAUUUUAUGUACAUCUCUGAAAAGUAAAUUUAAAGUCUAUUGGGGGAGAAGGCAUUGGAAUCGAUGCUUUAUAUAUUUGAAAUAUAAACACAAACUUCUAAAAGUAAAAUAUUUGAAGUAAAAUAUUUUAUGUAUGUAAAAUACUUGUGUAUAUAUAUACUUGGCCUGUAUAUAUGUAUGUGCACCGCACAUGUGUGGCGCCUGCAGAGUUCAGAAGAGGACACUGGGGUCCUCGGAUCUGGAACUACAGAUGGUUGUGAACCACUAUGUGGGUUCUGGGAAUAGAACCUGUGUCCUCUGGAACAGCAGCAACUCUUAAGCAUUGAGCUAUUGCUUCAGGAAAACAUGAAAAGAUGGUUGAUAGUCCUUAGCACCCAGAAAGUGCAAGUUAAGUCUUAUACGUUUACUAUGCCCCAAAUCCAACACCCCAGCACAAAAUGCUGGUGAGGAUGUAGGACUGCUGCUCACUGCUAGUGAGAAGGAAACAAUAAUCUAGCCCCUUCGGAAGACAAUUUGGCUGAUUCUCACAAAAUUACAUGCAUCAUUGCCACAUGGCCCAGUAGUCAUGCUUCUAUGUGCUCACUCAAAUCAGUGCAAAUUUCUGUCUACAAAUGCCUGCACAUGGAUGCUUGUAGAUGCUUUAUUCAGAAUCACCCAAUCUUGGAAACAACAAAGAUUUCCUCUGGUAAGUGAAUAGAAAAAGUAUGGUGCAUCCUGGCAAUUAAAUAUUAUUCAGCACUAAAAAGAAAUGAACUAUAAAAGCAAUAAAUGGGCACUGUGGGCCCACAGAUUAAUAAAUAAAAGAAUUCAAUCUAUAAAAGUUACAUACUAUAUAAUUAAUUGCAAGUAUAUUGUGCUCUGGAAAGGGCAGUAAAAAGGAUCAGUGAUUGUCAGGGUUAAGAAGGAAGCAAGGUGGGGUUGGGGAUUUAGCUCAGUGGUAGAGCGCUUGCCUAGCAAACGCAAGGCCCUGGGUUCGGUCCCCAGCUCCGAAAAAAAGAAAACAAAAAAAAAAAAAAAAAAAAAAAAAGAAGGAAGCAAGGCUUUAUUAGGCUUUAUUAGGCAGAGUGCAGAGACCUUUCAGGGCAGUGAAACUACUGCUGUCACAGUACAGUGGAUGAUAAACAAAACUGCCCUAAGAAUAAAUAAAAAAAUAAAUACUGUAUUUUGAUUAGUUUCAUACAAUAAUGGUGUUUCCAUACUGCCAUCCUUUACUGUUUGUCAAAUUCCAUGACAGGUUAGCUUAAUUGAGCUCAUGCACAGUUCCCGCCCCACACGUUGAAGUGCUGAACAGUAAGAGAACCAGGUAACCAAUUAACAUUCGUACAAAUCAAGGAGUCAUUUCUUAAAUGCAAAACAGGCAAAGCUCUCCUAAUACAUUCAAGUUCAGCCUGUCUUUUACCUACAAAAAUAGGUCAACAUAAUCUCAUUUUUAAAAUUGUCUUCAGGGCCUUGCAUAUAAUAAGCAAGUAACUACCACUAGGCUACAAUUUUGGUCAUUAUAAACUGGUCUAUGAAAGUUAAAAUCGAAUUUCAGAGCUAGCUGGAUACAUCUAAGAUAGGUAAAUUUUAGUUUAUUCGUCUCUAGUUUAAUGCAAGGAUGAACUUUCUAGAAACCUUUGAAGAAAUAAAUCUGGUUACAGUGAGAUCUAAGUAUCAUUACUGGGAAAAAAUGUAAAUAAAAAUAAUCAAACUGCAUGACCCAUGGUUCCUGUGGGUGCUGUGCUCUUCUUCUAGCUAAACCACGCCUUACUUUUUUCCAUAGUAAUGUUAGGAGAAAGGAGACCAUCUCACAUUGUUGUGUUGUGUAGACAGGUCACUAAGUCUGUGUUAAUGCGUGUGGACAAUGUAUGGGAGACUUCAGUACUAAUCAUCAAGCCCGUGCUAACCACACUCACUAAGGCAAAGGACAAAGCCUCCUGCACGUUGAUUUCUGCUGACAGCACCAAUCUUUAGGCUGCCUGUGCUCUUUCUACACCAGCCCUUGCUUCACGCUGUCUCACAAUUAUCCCAAACGUAGGAAGAGACACCUUACUUACAGAAAAACAACUUUCUCUCUCCUCCUCCUUCUCUUAAAAGAGCACGAGACAACCCAUUUUCUACUGGAAAAACUCCUGUGUGGCUAUCAAUACCCAUCAAAUGCCAACCCUCCUCAAAUUUGCACAUAGGACAAAAACUGGGUACAGAUCUUAAGAUUAAGUGAAAGCCAAAGCUGGGUAACAACGUUCUCUGGGGUAUAAACAUUAGAAUAUCAGUACUCAGACAGUUCCAGUGUCAGAGAGAGGGGUAGUGAAUGACUGCAACUGAGAAACGAAGACCACAGGCUCAGAGAACACAAUGAAAUCAAGGUGCUAAAGAGUGGUUUGCUCUAAUCAUUUCAUAAGCUGCAAAAAUCAAAAAGUAACAAAUCAACUCAAAGAACUUCAAGUUAUAAUUUAAUAUUUGUUGGAGACUCUGCUAUAUAAUGUGGCAUAGAAUCAGAGGAAUUAGUUAACUUUCUCUGAAGAAAUCAUAAAAUUAUAUUAAACUCUCAUUAAGAGAGCUAACAGAUAUCUAACGCUCGCUGAACCACAGUUAUAGUGUAUAUGAUAUCUAAUUUAAAUUUCUACAAAAAUACAAGGCUUGUAUGAUUAUUAGAACCACUGUACCAACUAAGACUCACAAAAAUUUCUGUCUUCCUAAGAUCAUACACAUUUAUUAAGUGCUUAACUAUGCAUCCAUUAUACCAUAAUUUAUUUCUAUUGUCCUUAAUAGUUUAUAGUCUUAGCUUUUGUGGUACCAAUAAUAAAACUGUUAAAGGCAUAACAUAAAAGCAUUUUAGUAUCUCUCCUGAAGCAAAGAAAAUGAUGGUUAAAGCUAGCAUGCUGUUGUUUUUGAAUUCCUUAUGUGCACUGGUGUUUUGCUGCAUGCAUGCUAAGAGUCACAGACAGUUGUGAGCUCUCAAUGUGGGUGCAGGGAUUUGAACCUGGAUUCUCUGGAAAAUCAGUCAGUGCUCUUAAUUGCUGAUCCAUAUCUUCAGCCCCCCAGCAUUGUUUUUAAACACUGGCAGAUAUCUGGAGGCUGAGAACUGGGCCACCAAGCUUUACAGUAGAAAGCAGAUUGCUCUGCAGGUUAUGUCCGAGGUACACAUACUUGGGACUAAAAGGUACAACUCAACGACAGGGAAUUCGUUAGAUAUAUGAAAUGUUCUGAGUACAACACCCAGCACCAAAGAGGGGAGGGCACAUAGUUCACAAAAGCCAGGUGCUUUGAUAGAGAGGGCACCGACAACAGUCAGAAUAAGGUUCUUCUGAGAAGCUUUAUGGUAUGGGUUGCUUAGGAAUAUCUGCCACUUCUUCCAUGGGGCCAUUCCAUCUCCAGUAUUCUCUUCGCCUUUGUUCCCUUUACAGCACUUAACAUAAUUUACGUAUUUUUAUAUAUGUAUAUUCAGACGCAUAUGUGUGUAUGUAUACAUAUAUAUUAUAUACAUGUAUAAAUAUAUGUACAUAAGAAUAUAUAUAUAUAAAAUUUUAGAGGACAGGAUCUCCUAUAGUCCCAGGUUGGCCUCAAUUUAAUUGUAUAGCUGAGAUGAAUGACCCACUUGCCUUUAUCUACCAAGUACUAGAUUACAGGUAUAUACCACAAUGCCUGAUUAUUUUAUUACCAUAAGAGACUGUGUGUUUCCCCCUAAGGAAUAUGUCUAGUUUAUAGUGUUGUGUACUAGUUAGUUCCAUUCAUAGUACAAGGAACAAUAGAGAUUACCAGACAAACAGGCAAGAGAAGUGGUCAAAUGUCAAACUUAAUCUGGGGAGCAGUGUUAAAAACAGAUGUGGGGCAAGGUCAGAGACAACUGUAGUACUGUAGUGCUGGGCUAGGUGAGCGCUGAGACUGCUCUAGGAUGAGCCGUGGGAAUGAAGCAGAUAGGCAGACCUAGUAAACGCUGAGGAUCACAGCAGGCUCAUUUGAAACACUAAGUGACAGGAGAUCAGAAUACUCAACCUGUCACUGGGAGAAUGGCAGUACCCAAAGAGAAAAAGAAAAUGUGUCUACAUUGUGGGGCCUCAGGGAGACAGUGGGUAAGGGAUCUCUCAGGGCUGCAGUGUUAAUAAGGAAGAUGUUAAUAAUAUUCAGGAAACGCUAGCAGCUGUGAACUACCUGGGAGUGAAGGGAGCAGGGCAGAUGACAGUGGACAUGGCAAGAGCCUGCAGUCUUUGCUAGAGCAGAGCCCAGUUAAACUACAAAGCUGCCUCAGGCUAGAGAGUAUGUGGCCAAAACCUGCAUGAAUUUCCUUCCUGACCGAAGGCUUCUUUCUGACUCUGGAGUUGACUUAGAAAGGAGAUUGGGGAAGAAGGGGUUUCACUGCUCGCUCUGUCAAGGAGUCUUUUUCUUUGAGUGCUUCUUAGAGAUUUUGAUUUUUGUCAGUUAGCUCAUCUCCUAAGGUUAUGGUACGGAAAAUAAGAGUAAACCCUCUCAGAUAUAAUAGCAUAUGUAGCUUCUCAGAAACUAUGGCCAAGCCUGGCAUUCUUGAACUUAACCCUGAGCUCCUUAAAUAAGAUAAUGACUAAGACAAUGAUUAAGAAAAUAGUCAUUCAGCUUUCUGAUUAUUGUUACCUAGUUAAUGAGAAUUGGUAACUAAUUAAAAGAUUUUAAGUUAAAAUACGAUCCCAGCAUAAAACCACUAAUAGCAAGAGUUAAAUUAAAGCAAUGAUUUUAGGCUUUGAAAUGCAAUAGAAAAUUAAGUUAGAAAAAGUGCAACACACGUGGAGUACUAGGUGUCUACAGAAGUUAAAAUCAAGUCAAAAUCACUAAACAUAUUUUUGUCUCUGAAUAUUAACAGUCAUUAGAUUAAGAAGACAGUUGCUUGCAGAAAGAGAAAUAGCACCCUGUAUUAAAGACAAUGGCGCUACUAUAAGAAAGGGGUACAAAGGAUGCAAGCACAACCAGAGAUUAUAUUUCUGUCUACAAGACAGUACACAGUUACAUGCAUGUGGAGAACAGUGGCAUCACCUUGGUCAGCAAAUGGGAAGGCUUCCCUGCAAUGUUUCUCAGAAGAAGGGAGGUUUCCCUGUCCAGAUAGGAGUGCUUGUGCAGGAAGAGAGAAAAACAAAAAAGGCAGUAAGAGAAGUCAGUGCAGGCUUUAUGUGUUUUUAAAAUAAAACAGACAGAGCAAGAAUGACUAUAAAUAAUUUCACAUCAAUUUUUGUAAGCCGAGUGGAAUAUGUCCAUCAAGAAUAAAAUAUUUUCAAAAACCAAACCAGCACCAACUGAAAAGGAGGUGAGAGGUAAAGACCCCACCUAUGCCCAUGGAUAUGUUCCAAGUGACUUGCCGAUCGCUGGCUCUGAGUAAUGCACGUAGAGAUCAUAGAGCUAGUCUGGCUCACAAGUCAGUGUCAGGAGUGCUGUGCAGAAAGCACCACAAAUAAAACCGUGUCAAAGGCAAAUGAGUAAACACAGUUCUUUCUAUUAAGAAUCUAUAAGGCUUACAGAGAUUGAAGCAGUAAAUCCUCAUUAGAAUACAAACACUGUAAAAAAUGGCACCCUUUUCUCAUCAAUUCAGUGAAAGCCACACUAAGAAGAAAAACACCCAUAUGUAAGUUACCUGAUGUUUUUUUGUUCCCAGUAAAAUUCUAUUAAUCCUUUCAUUACAGGACAAUGUGAAGGACACAGUGAAGGACUUUCACAGAAAAUAAAGUGACUAUUUUCCCCUGAAGUGAGUGAUUUAAUCUCUCUCCCUAGCAAUGAUGCACAUGAUGUAGUCCCUAACUACCAAUGAUACCUUCUUAAUAAUAAAAACAUCCAUUUUAUUUUAGAUUAUAUGAGUGUGAGUGUGAGUGUGUGUGAGUGUGUGUGUGUGUCUGUGUGUGUGUCUGUGUGUGUGUGUGCCCGUGGAGCUGGAGUUGCAGGCAGGUGUGAGCCACAUGGGGUGGGUCCUGCAGACUGAACUCAGGGUCUUUGGACAGUAGUAAACUGCCUUAAGAGCUUACCUACCUCUCAAGGCCCUCUUGAUAACUUAAAUAGCACAUUGUAAUUCAAGUGUAUGUAAGUGUAUUAAAUUUAAUCCUUAAACUGCAACUAUUUUGAUAUGUAUAACAUUUGAACUUGCCUAUCCCUGAACAAAUUUAGUAUUUAAUACCAUGUAAUUACUUGCACCAUUGAAAGCAAUGAAUGCUGAAUGGAAGGCAUUGUAUCAAAAGUCUUCCUUAGUGGUAUAUUUUAUGAAUCUAACUAUUUCACAUUACUUUGACACAUAAGUUUUUUGGAAAUAAAGCCCAGUGAAUAGGUACAAGAUCUGUGGACACUUUCAAAAGGUCCAUCUAGAUGACACAGUAUAUCAAAGACUGGAGCACUGUUAAAAGGACACUAACUUAGCACAAACCUGCACUGUUCAGUCUGUUAUAAGACUCUUCUUUGUACUGCUAAACCAAUUUUAGCUCAAGAUGAACCUCUGUGUAACCAGCCCCUCUCAUCCAUUCUCUCCAAACAACAAAAAGAGACCUAAUGGUGUGUGUCGGGGGAUUCCUCAGGAUCUUUACUAAAACAGUCAAACAUUAAGAACCGAGAAAGUUACCCCAGGCCCUCAUUUAUCUUUAUACGAUAGUCAAAGAUAAAGACCCGCUGCCCAUCCAUAAGACUGCAGUAGGCACACGUCUCUGAAACUCAGACUCAGUUUACAGUUACUGCUCAGCCCAGACCAGAGAGAGCACAGAAGCAUGAAGACUAGAAAGCAAAGUCUAAAAAUAUUAUUGCUGAUGUCAUUUAUUCAUUAUUUUGUCAUUUAUACACGAGAAAAAAAUUUCACACAAAUAUCUAAGACAUAGCAUGAAUCUGAAAAAAAUAUCUGUAUGUGGUGUGUGCCUGUGUCUCCACGUGUGGGUAUAUGUGUAUGUGGUGAUUACAUGUAUGUGCCUGUGCGGGCCAGAAGUUGAUGUUGAUGUCUUUCUCAGUUAUUCUCCACCAUGGAUACGGGGGCAGGGACUCUUACUGAUCAGGUUAGUUUAUUUAGUCCAGCUCUUACUGCAGUCCUGUCUGUCUCCAGGGGCUGGGACUGCAGGCAGGCAGGUGACCAAGCCCACUUGGCAUUUAUAUGGAUCUUGAGGAUCCAAAUUCUAGUCCUCAUAUCUACAGUGUUUUGUAUUGUUUUGUUUUUUUAAAUCUCCUGAGCCAUUUUUCCAGCCCAAGAAAAUAAUUUAUUGAAAACCUAUCACAAUUUAUCUUACAAAGGUUACUUUUCCAGAAAAGCCCCAAAAUAAUGGAAUAUCAAUAUUCAUGUAACCACAUUUCAAGCUUGUAGAAGUGAAGAUAACUUGUAAAAGUUCAUUCCUUUCACCAUAUAAGCACUGGGGUCACACCCAGGUCACUGAGCUUGGUGACAGGUGCCUUUAGCCACUGUAAUAUCUUGCUAGCCUUGUGUUUCACGUUUUAAAAAAUGAAAUCGGGGUUGGGGAUUUAGCUCAGUGGUAGAGCGCUUGCCUAGGAAGCACAAGGCCCUGGGUUCGGUCCCCAGCUCCGAAAAAAAGAACCAAAAAAAAAAAAAAAAAAAAAGAAA